AUGGCCAAUGGAGAAGCGCCUUCCUCCAACGGCUACAUGCAAGCGGCCGCCGCUCCUCCCGCUCCUCCCGCUCCCCGACCAAAGCUCCCCGCCGCCACCCCCUCCUCAUCGGCUAAAUCGCAGCUUUCUUCCGCGAAGCCGCAACCUGCUUCCGCCAAAGCGCAGCCUCUUUCCGCCAAAGUUCAACCUGCUUCCGCCAAACCGCAGCCUGCAUCGGGCAAGGCGCAAGCUUCCCCUGCCGCCAUCUCAGCCGCCGUUGCCGCCGCUGCCGCCGCUUGUGCCAGUGCCAGCGCCGCUGCAGCUUCGCCGGACGCCGCAAGCGCACCACCCGCGCCGUCCGCCGCCGCAUGCUCUGAGGCGCCUCGAGACUCGCCUUCUGUCGCCGCCUUUUCCGAAGCGCCUCAAAGAUCGCCGUCAGUAGUAGCAGCCGCCGCUGCUGCAACGGCUGCACCGGCGCGGGCGGCGACGCCAUCGCUGCCGCCGCCGCCGCUGGCACUUCCCGCGCCGCCGUCUCCUCUGCCGCUGCACGUUCAGCUUCAGCUGCUGCACUUCCCGUACUUGUCGGAAGCAUGGACGGCUGAGGAGCAACGGCUGCUGGAUCAAGGGCUCGCAAGGUUCCCCGCGGAUCAGUUCCCCGCGGAUCAGUUCCCCCCCGCCCAGCGCUACCUCAAGAUCGCGGCGUUCCCCGCGGAUCAGUUUCCCGCGGAUCAGUUCACCCCCCCCCAGUGCUACCUCAAGAUUGCGGCGUUCCCCGCGGAUCACUUCCCCCCCGCCCAGCGCUACCUCAAGAUCGCGGCGUCUCUGCCAGAGAAGUUUUCACCCCCCCCCCAGCGGUACCUCAAGAUCGCGGCGUCCCUGCCGGAGAAGACUGCCCGGGACGUGGCUCUGCGCUGCAAAUGGCUGCAGAGGAAGGAGGCCCCUCUGGCCAGAGGCGGAGAGCAUCUUUUCAGGCGUGCCUCGUACCUCAUCCCACCCAUGUUCAAAUUUAGUCUCAUCCCUCCCUCGUCCUGUCCCCUCCGUAUCGUCUGCUUGCUCGCCCCUGACAAGGACCAGCAGCAACGAAUGCAGGCAGCAGCAGCAGGGGAACCCGCAGCAGCAGGAGGGGGAGGAGCAGGGGCAGGCGGGGGAGGGGGAACAGGCGGAAGCGCUGCAGGAGGUGGGGCGGCGAGGGCAGGGGGGGCGGGUAUGGUCAAGGUGGAAGCUGCAGGUGCUGGGGAUGGUGCUGGGGCGCAAGGGGCAGGGGGGGGCGCAUCUGGUGCAGGUGUAUCUGGGGCAGCAGCAGCAGGGGGAGGCGGCGGUGAUGGGUGUGCUGCUGCUGACACGCAUACAGACGGUGUUGAUAACAGUGGCAGCUUGCUAUCUGGGGAUCUCGAACAAAACGUGGACCUCAUCUCCCAAGUCAAGGCUGCACUGGCCACGAACAAGCUCACUCCCACACCACUCACUCCCCUCCUCCACACCACUCACUCCCCUCCUCCACACCACUCACUCCCCUCCUCCACACCACUCACUCCCCUCCUCCACACCACUCACUCCCCUCCUCCACACCACUCACUCCCCUCCUCCACACCACUCACUCCCCUCCUCCACACCGCUCACUCCCCUCCUUCACACCACACACCCACCUCCUGA
Molecule: messenger RNA, 1632 nt
Organism: Closterium sp. Naga37s-1
Lineage: Eukaryota; Viridiplantae; Streptophyta; Zygnematophyceae; Desmidiales; Closteriaceae
Source: the annotation of a GenBank genome assembly